Messenger RNA from Psilocybe cubensis, 5412 nucleotides. RefSeq lists its product as uncharacterized. Gene Ontology annotation, cellular component: cytoplasm. NCBI's taxonomy places the organism in Eukaryota, Fungi, Basidiomycota, Agaricomycetes, Agaricales, Agrocybaceae. The record is from RefSeq and is a predicted model, not a curated record. Gene Ontology annotation, biological process: purine nucleobase catabolic process. The transcript is spliced from 21 exons. The coding region runs from base 1 to 5412 and encodes 1803 amino acids. Gene Ontology annotation, molecular function: allantoinase activity.
AUGCAUCUGUACUACUCUCGAGCCAGUAAAGUUGGUUUUCUGCUGCUCAUCCUUCUGUACUGCAUAAUAGGGGGACUAAAUGAACAACAAGUGCGACCCGUAUCAACUUCAUACGCUACCACCGAAGCUAUUGCUCGUUGUCUUCAACUUUCCCUUAGACCGGCACAUCCAGAAAACUUCCAUAAUAGAACGGACUCCGACCGAUUUGACACUGAUACUCCACCGGUUUUGAUACAGAACGCAAGGAUGUGGACUGGGCGCAACAAUGGUACAGAGGUCAUCAAAGGUGAAAUCCUAGUUGACAAGGGUAUCAUUCAAAGUAUCGGUCAUCUUCCACGGUCGCUGUUGGAAAACUACGGCAAAAAACUCCUUAUUUUGGAUGCAAAGGGUGCAUGGGUUACUCCUGGGCUCAUCGAUGUUCAUUCUCAUAUUGGUGUCGAUUCCAUUCCUGAAUUCGAAGGAACAACUGAUACCAACUCUUUCCGUGGCAUCAUUCAACCGUGGCUUAGAAGUAUCGAUGGACUGAACACUCAUGAUAACGCUUAUCCUUUGUCAAUUGCAGGGGGCGUCACAACUUCUCUUAUUCUGCCCGGUUCUGCCAACGCUAUCGGUGGUCAAGCUUUUGUUAUCAAACACAGAGAAACUUCUGAGAAAUCGCCUUCUUCUAUGAUUUUGGAGCCUCCAUUCCAGAUGGAUUCCUCAAAUUCAAAUACCAACUUGCCACCACGUUGGCGCCAUAUCAAUAUGGCAACCCGAAUAAAAGAACGUCAGGAUAAAUAUUGCACUCGAGUAUUCUCAAACGACGUAGAGAAUCUAGGAGAGUUUCCUGAUGCCUUAGAAUGGGAGGCUUUAGUUGACGUACUUCGUGGCCGGGUUAAGGUUCAUACACAUUGUUAUGAGGCUGUUGAUGUCGACAGCUUCAUAAGGAUCUCAAAUGAAUUCAAAUUUCCCAUUGCAGUUUUUCAUCAUACAUCGGAAGCAUAUCUUGUACCAAACCUUAUUAAAAAUGGUUAUGGGCAUGCUCCCGCCAUUGCUCUGUUUGCCACAUUUGCUAGGUACAAGAGAGAAGCCUAUCGAUCGUCUGUGUUUGCUCCCCGUAUACUAGCCCAGCAAGGGUUGACUGUCCUUAUGAAGAGCGAUCACCCGGCAAUGAAUUCGCGGUAUCUCAUGUAUGAAGCCCAACAAGCUUACUUCUAUGGUCUUCCCCAGAAUCUAGCACUUCUUUCUGUUACAAGCAAUGCUGCCGAAGUUUUAGGCAUGGGCCAUCGCAUUGGUUACCUGGAUAAGGAUCUUGUUAUUUGGGAUAGUCACCCUCUUGCGCUUGGAGCAACACCUGUGCAAGUUCUCAUCGACGGAGUUCUUCAGCUGCAAACUCCCCAUAUAACUCACAAACCCAGCGCUUUUCAAAAAUCUCCCAAAGUUCCUAAUUUUGAUGAUGAGGCAAGACGAGUUGUUGAAUACGAAGGGUUGCCACCAUUGUCGCCUUCAAGAAUCUUUCACGAUACUACUGUCGUAUUCAAAAAUGUUAAUUCAGUCUAUUAUGUCAAGGAUAGGUCUAUUGGCAAGUUGCAGACGUCUGCCAGCCAUCUCGGCUCUAUGACCGUGGUUACACGCAAUGGGAUCAUUGUUUGCCAUGGAAGUGACAUAGAAUGCAUGGGAUUGGAUCUUAAGGACACAAUAAUGGAGGUUGUAGACUUAGAAGGAGGUUCCCUUUCUCCAGCCUUGGUUUCAUUUGGCUACCCUCUAGGCUUGGUCAACAUCCGGAUGGAACCUUCGACCAACGAUGGCUCUCUGUUCGACCCCUUGCUAGGAAUUAUCCCCAAGGUGUUGGGAGGUGACACAACUGUCAUUCGUGCCUUCGAUGGACUGCAAUUUGGCACUAGGAAUGCACUCUUGGCCUAUCGCUCUGGGGUAUCGAUAGGUGUAACCGCCCCGCUUGGAGAAGGGUUUUUGGUUGGACUUGCAACCGCCUUCUCACUAGGUGCCCUGCAUAAACUGGAAGACGGUGCAAUCAUCCAGGAAGUUACAUCUGUCCAUGUUUCGAUAGGUCACUCUUUUCCACAGAGUGUGAGCACCCAAAUCGCUGUUUUACGUAAACUUCUGCUAGGCGACAUUGAAGGAGAUGCAAAAUCAUGGUUUGGAAAGGUCUCCUCGGUGACGAUUCUAUGCUUUACUCAAGGUUUCGCAUCUAACUUUUAUAAUCAGGGAAAAAUUCCACUUGUAGUCGAGGCUGAUAGUGCCGAUGUAAUUGCAACACUUUUGGUUUUAAAGAAAGAAGUCGAAGUCGAAACUGGAAAUACCGUAACCUUGACCAUUUAUGGUGGCGCCGAAGCUCAUUUGCUUGCUAAAGAACUGGCAAACCAAAAUGUUGGCGUUAUACUAAAUCGUUCUAGACCUUUUCCCAGAAAUUGGGAUCAAAGAAGAAUAAUACCAGGCCCCCCGAUCUCGAAAAACAACACGAUCGUCGAGCUUCUCGCAAAUAACAUCACCGUUGGAAUAGGUUGUGAUAAUUUUUUUGGUGCUGCACAAAACCUUCCUUUUGAUCUCGCAUGGGCUGCCAUUGAAAGUGGCGGACUCCUUACAGAACAGGAAGCACUUGCAAUCGGUUCAACGAAUGUUUUGAACCUUCUUGGCGUCGAAUAUGACCAAACUACUUUCGACUUAGUGGCAACUCGGGGAGGGAACCACCUUGGUAUGAAUCGAAAAGUGGUGGCGAUGGUAUCUCCAAGGCAAAAAGUCAUUAUGGUAAAAAAUACGAAGAAGCCUGCUGUAAAUCAUGGAAAAUCCAUUACUUCCUUCUUUGCACGGACUCCAAAGACGGCAUCGCAGGAAGCGGCCUCGUCAUCCUCUGGGACAACCUCUUCUUCUUCUUCACUCUCUAAGCAAGUUAAAACGAGCGCUAUAAAUUCGGAUGUUACUAUGGGAUCUGGAGUUGUACCAUUAUCGUCAACAAAGAGUCCGGCUCCGGAAGCCAGUGCUUUUAGUCCAAGUUCAUUGCAGCAAGCAGAAAUAAGGAGUCCUUCCGAAAAUUCCUUUGUAUCUCCGCUGAAACGCUUGAGGGAACCUGACCGUAAGCCAGAAAUUAAAAUUUUGGCCACACGGCAGCGUUCAGAGAGCCUUAAGUCGGAUGACCCUAGGCAUCGGAAGUUCGACAGUGAUUCAGACGGUGAAACGAAUAAUAUAACUGUAUUUGUGACAGCGACGCACAUUACACAAAACCGGAAAAAAGUUCGCUUAUCUCCCCCAGAGAAAGAAUCGUUAGCUGUGAUCCCAAGUAGCCAGUCCGAAGAAGAACUUGUUCUUAAGGAAACCGCUAUCCCAGCAGCAAAAGCUAUACUCGACAAUCACAAACAAUCAUAUUUUCACAUUUCAGAUCCCGAAAAACAGAUCGGGGUACCCAUGGAUAUCGACAAUAGCACGAAGGACGCCCCACUACCAGCCGACAACGAUUUCCCAAACGAAGAACCAACUGUUCAACGACAACUUCCAUCUGUGGAGCAGAUGCUGGUCCCGCCGAUAAGCGAUCUACCAUCGUUGCCAUCCACUCCGCAAAUUCUAGAUCCAGACGCAAAGACCGCCUUAAUCAUUGCCGAAAUCAAGGCAAAGGCGUAUGCGGAGACUGCUCCCAGCCCAGAACCUGUAUCCAUUACAUUCAAAGAAGAACUGGACAAUACUAGUAGCGAAGACGAUGAUUUGGUUUCUUCUUUGCUCAGGAAAACGAUGAAACAAAAGCCGAACCCAAAUGAAGUAUCUAUCCAGCCAACUCGACGCUCAACGAGACAUACUGUGAGGAAUAAGUCUGAUUCGUCGCCAUCUAAACGGCCAUUGCAGAAGACAAAAGAUCAGCAGAAAGCAACUCCCAAGAAGCUUGAAUCAAACCCUAUCAAAGAGAUGUUAAAAGAGAGAAGAGCAGCCGAGAAACGAGGAGGGGGUAGUGACCUUUUCCGUAAAGCGGACUUAAUUGCGAAAGGUAUCAACAGCGACUCUCAAGAAUAUGGUGACAUGGAUGUAGAAGAUGCUAGAAUUGACUGGGACACUGCUGCUGAAACUGCACGGAACAUGACGUGGUUUACGGAAGGCGUGUCACCACAGCACCCGGACCUCAUCGGCUCAGAGCAGAUUUCAGAAGAUGAUGAACAAAGCGCUAUAGCUGGGAAAGUAAAACGCAAAGGUCAAAUCAUUGUAGAUAUCCUUGAGGCCGGCAAAGUCAUGCAGCAGGAGAAGGAAUACUCACAUUUCAGAGAAGGCAUCUCAAUUUGGGAAUCUUCUCAUUCGACGGUCGAUACUGAAGAGGAUCACAUCUUAGUCGAAGAAUUACUACGUUACUAUCAAUCCAUGGAAGAAGGCACUGGAAUAAAUUUGUUGAAACUAUGUUUGCAACAGCACGCAUUACGCUCUGGCGUCCUGGCAGAAUCUGCCGCUCAUUCCUUGGAACGUUUUUGGGGCACGACUUGUAAUAAAUCUGACAGCACAAUUCAGUUUGCGCAGGUAUUGGAAACGUUACAUCACUUGAGAAUGGAUUCCUGUCUCCUAACAUCUCAGGGUUGGGAUGCCCCUGUUUCUCGACCAUUAUCUAUUGUGAAUAUUACACAAAGAGACAACGUUAUUCGCCGAUUACUCCUUCUUGUGGGAGCAUGUGCCAGAUCCAAAAGAAUUAAGGUGACGGAAAUUCCAAAUAUGAGUUUAGCUCUACUUUUACUUGGCAUGGAUCUCGAAGCAUCGCCAGAUCUUAUAGAAGAUAUUACUAGGACCGUCAAUUUGGUAUGUAAUUGCCUCAGGGAAGAAGAUCAAGACAUUGUAAAUGUUCUUUGCGAAAAGAUUUUGCACUGUAUCGAGUCGUAUACACCAAUCAACAAAGCUCGCGUAAUAUCUAUGUUGUCUGCAGGCUCGGACAUUACACAUCAUAUCGCUUCUGUUGUUUCUUACAAUGUCAUCAUCUCGAAUAACAACGAUCCUGUCUUAUCCACCCGCCCACCUCUUUCCGAUAUCAUCGACGAGCUUGUUGAAUAUUCUGGGAAGAAUGGUAAACCUGCUGGCAAGUUCGCCAUAAACAACAAAACCAACUACGAUGAUGUUGGGUUCUAUACAUUCAUUCUGGGCGUCGCCGUAUCAGACAUUAGAGGAUAUGUUGCAGAUGACCUUGAGUCUAAAUCUAAGGCUGCAUCCCUCUCGCCCUUAGAGAGUCCCGUAAAAUUUGGAGAAAGGCAAGGGUCCGAUUUGCAGAUGCUUAUUGAUUCGCUUGAAAACCUGCACAACAAAAUUUCUGAUACUCGAGCUGCUCAUUUGGAGCGGUCACGAGCUAAGACGAACAUCAAAGGGUUGUCAAUGACAAUAUUUUACCAGCAGCGUUUUUGGCAGAGAAAUGGAGCGGGAAAAGGAAAAACGUUGUCCGAAUAUUUCAAGAAAAAAUAA